GGUGAAGGGAGAAAAGUGACCGAGAGUGACCAGGUUUACCUGGACAGAACCACAAAGCUGAUCUUGGGCUCAGCAAUGCGCAGUGACGCCGGGAGCUACGAGUGUCUGGCUGACAACGGGAUCGCUCCAGUGAGCACAGCGAGAGCCCAGCUCAUUGUCCGAUUUAAACCAGAGAUCCAGAAGGGUGUACAUUUGAGUAAGGAGGCAGUGGCUGGUGAUGGGAUCUCCACAGCUACAUUGAAUUGUAAAGCUGAGGGAAUCCCGGAUGUAGAAUUCUACUGGGCAAAAAAUGGUGUUGCGCUGGAUUCCAAUAAUCCCAGAUAUUUACAGACGACACUACAUGAGGGACCUCUCCACACAGCUCAGCUAAACAUCAUCAAUGCCAGUGCUUCCCUGGACUAUGCAACAUUCACCUGCACUGCUCAGAAUCCACUGGGAUUAGACAUGUUCGAUAUUCACCUAGUCAGCACAGGCCGACCUGAUCCUCCGACAGGACUUGCUGUGAUGAGAAAGACCCACAACUCACUCACCCUGUCAUGGGGCGCAGGAUUCAACGGAGGCUUGGAACAGACUUUCCAAAUCCGGUAUAUUGCUGCAGGAUCUCUCAGCUCUCUUUAUGCUGACGUUUAUCUAGCUCAGGCCUCGAGUUUCACUCUGACGGGACUGAGACCACUGACCACGUACAACGUCUCUGUCAGGGCCAUCAACGCGUUGGGCAGCAGUGAUUACGCGGACUCUGGGAUCGCACUGAGUGUCACCACAUCAGAUACGGGAGUGCCGGAUCCAUUCCCAACCAAAGCUCAGUUCAUCCCGGAGCAGAUUCCAGGUGGUUUGCUGAUUCCGCUGCCCCUCCUCAUCCCCCUCCUCAGCCUCGCCCUCCUUUUGCUCUUCGCGAACAUUGGGAUUAUUGUGGGGCUGAUACGCAGAGUGAGACAGAGAGGGACAGGAAAGGAUACAGAAAAAUCUGCAAGUCUCCAGCGGAAGGAGUUGAAUGAUUAUGCUGACGAUCUGGUUAAUGUUACCUCGAGACGGACAUUAUUGAUCGACACUGAACCUGAGCCCUGCUCUACAACGUAUGAGAGUUUUGAUGGCAGCACCUCACAAGCU
Molecule: messenger RNA, 1107 nt
Organism: Carcharodon carcharias (great white shark)
Lineage: Eukaryota; Metazoa; Chordata; Chondrichthyes; Lamniformes; Lamnidae
Gene: nphs1
Product: NPHS1 adhesion molecule, nephrin
Exons: 9
Cellular component (GO): neuron projection
Molecular function (GO): protein binding
Source: RefSeq, a predicted model, not a curated record